GAGUGUUUUGAGUGGGUCGAUUUCACAGUCAUGUGAUAGUCUGUAAGUCAACUUCUUCCUGAUUCCUGAUUAGUCACGAUCGGGUUGGGCUUCAUAGGACGACAAACAAAAAUGAUAAAUUAUCGAUUUGUGGCUUAAUUUCCAUAUAAACAUAAGGAAAUCUCCUCCAUAGUUGUGCUGUAUCUGGGUGCGUUUAAAGCACAAAAUAAAGUCGACCUUUCACGAUGACGGACCCUUACGAGUACAUCGGACAGCAAUCAAGACUUUAUCAGUCACAUCUCAAAGGUUUACUACACCAAGAGCACAUUCAACAGAAAUCAAGACUUGAUCAGUCACAUCUCAGAGGUUUACUAAAACACCAAAAGUGGACAAAGAUUGUAGAUGAAUAUAAAAUGUCAAUCAAAGAGAAAUACAUCCAGCAUAAGCAUGACCACUUUCUCUUGGGAAAAGAAGCAUCCCUGGCAGACCUGUAUACUGAACCAGACAUCAUUCAGAAAAAUAUAAAUGGUGGAUUUACAAAAAUCAGCGUGAAGGAGAUGUUCAGGCUCAAUAACCCAAAAACUGUCACUCUUCAAGGAAAUCCUGGCAGUGGCAAAUCCUUCUUAGCACAAAAAAUCAUGUUGGACUGGGCAUCUGGAGAACAUUAUCUUAUCUUUGAUCUAGUUUUCUAUCUGAAGUAUGAAGAGCUUAUGUGUAUUUCUGAAGAGAUUAAUGUGUCUGAACUUUUGAGCUGGAGCUCUAAUUUACCAUCAAAUCUGAUAUCAGAAAUGAUAUUUCAGUCAAGAUGUAAUGUGCUUUUCCUCAUUGAUGGAUUUGAUGAGCAUAGAUUCAUGUGUUAUGACCAUUGCUUUUUACAUUACUCCAUGAAAGCUCCACCUGACGUCAUUGUUUGUGCUUUGCUGAGGAAAGAAAUUCAGUGCCUAUCUUCCCUGCUGGUCACAUCUAGAACUAAGGUCAAUCAGGGCACAGUGUUUAAAAGAUCACUACCGUCACACUAUCACAUUAAGAUUAUGGGCUUUUCUGAGAAGAAAAUAGAGGAGUACUUUCAGAAGUUCUUUCAAGAUGAAGAAAUCUUCAGGAAGGCUUAUGAGUCUGUAAAGUCAAAUGAAACCCUGUUGACUGUCUGCUCCAUUCCUGUUAUCUGCUGGAUCAUCUGCACAGUUAUUAAAGAAAGAGUCAAUGAUGAUGCAGAUUUAACAAGAGGUCUGGAAACAACCACAUCCAUAUAUGUUGAGUUUGUGUCCACUUUACUGGAGCGUCACUGUCAGGGUUUGAACGAGUCGGUCCCAAACCUGCUGAGGAGACUGGGUCAACUGGCAGAGAGAGGGAUGCUGGAACAACAAGUUCUGUUUGAUGAGAAAACCAUCCAAGAAACAGUCCAAGAUCCGGUUAACAGUGCAUUCUUAAACAAAUUCCUAUUGGAAAAAAGAAUCCAGCAGGAGACAAUGUUCAGAUUCAUUCAUCUCAGCUUUCAUGAGUUCUUCGCUGCUCUGUACUUUGUCUUAUUGGAUGAAGAUGAGUCUCAGAAGAAAGUCAGAGAGCUUCUUCACACUGUAGAGAGAGGAUGGGCUUUGUCCUGUUGGUCUGUUGCUAAAUUUUCAAAUAGAGAUUUAGAAUUAAGAAAUUCAAAGCAGCUACAGUCUGUAAUUUUGUUCCUCUGUGGUCUCUGUAAGAAUGAAACGAUCGACUCAUUCUUUGAAAAGCACAAUGUGACUGUUAGUAUCAACAUAAAAACCCAGCUGAAGGAAUGGAUCCAUCAGUGUUUACUGAGAUAUCAACAUAAAAACAUGAUGUUCAUUCUUCGUUGCCUCUAUGCUCUUCAUGAGAAGAGCUUCAUUGGGAAAGUUUUGGGAGAUUUGGUUCUGAACGAUCUGACCAACACUCCACUAAAUAGGACAGACUGCUGGGUUCUGCGGUUUUGUUUACAGUGCUGUGAACGUAUCAGAAACCUGAAACUCAAUGUUACAUCUGAUCAUCUAAAGAUACUUCAACCUGCAUUGUGUAGUUGUGAAGAGCUGUGGUUGAUGGUGGAUGAUUUCUCAGAAGGUGUUGAGACUUUCCUCUUAGCUCUUGGAGAAAGAAACAUUCUGAAUCAGUUGAUUGUAAAGAUGGGUGAAAAGAGAAGCCAAAGCUACUCAGAGAUUAUUGCUUCAGUCAGAGAUGGAGACCUGACACUGUCUGUUAGCUGUUGCAAACGUAAUCCACGGUUGUCAGAAUCACCACAGGUGCUGUCAGAAUUAACUUUCACCUUUUCACGCUCAGAGAUUUCCAGCUGUAGAAACCUCCUGCAAACACUCCAGACAUUACCAAGUUUUGAAGGUUCUGGUGAAGGGGUUUUAGUAGAGACAGUCACUGUGACGAAUGUCCUGCAAUCUUUGUCUGGUUUGAAGAAAGUCCAUCUGGAGGUGGACAAAUGGACUGAUGAAUGGAUUUCAGUAAUCCGUUCCCUCAUCCAGACAUGUCCCAGUCUCAACAAAUUCAGGAUAAAUGCUAGAUUAUCGUUUAUUCCAUUGCUGGUAACCCUGAAGGAAUCACUGAGACUGAAGGGCUGGACCAUGACAGUCUGCAGGAAGUCAAUGUUGAUUGAGCGUGUCAAGAAGAGAGACAGGAUGAGUUUGACAGAUGAGGAGCCGAAGACAAAAGAGAGGAAAAAUGAGGAUGUGAGUUUGGAUUCUGUGUCAAGUGUAUCAUUAGGAGCUGAAUCAUCUUCUACAGAUCAACCAUGUUUAGAAGAUGUAGAAGUCUUCACACCUGAAUAUACUGACAGAGACGACGAGAGCAAAGCAACAAACUUAUACAGGUUUGUUUCUCCACAUGCUGGUCAGUUUCAGUGCAGUUUGACAAACCUUGUGUUUGUGAUGGAGGGUAAAGGAGAGGUGUUGUAUAAAAUCGUGCCCUGGGAUCCACGGCUCUUAGAUGGUUUGGGUCAGAUGCAGCCUGCAGGUCCCUUGUACAACAUUGACUGUUUUAAAGGUUCAAUCUCACAACUGCAUCUUCCACACUGUGAAGUUUUCUCUGAGAAAAAUAAAGUCAGUUUGGCUAUAGCACACAUCACUGGUGGUAAUGUAGAAAAGUUGCCAUCGAUGAAAGUGAGCAGCACUCACGUGAUUAUUAAUAUCACAGAGUUUUCCCUGUUUGGACUCAUAAAAGAUAUCAUAUUCCCUGUGUAUCCUGUCUGUGCACAAGUUCUGCUUUUCAUUCGACCAAAAUCUAUUGCACACAAACAGAAAAUACUGAAUGUUCACUUGCUUCCAGGGAAUGUGCCCUUAUCAGAGGUUCAGAGUCAACAUCAGGAGAAAACAUACAUUGAGACAAGUUCAAUUUGUAAUCUGAUUCCUGGGAAAGAAUACAAACUGUGUUGUCAUCCAGAGGAAUGUGAAGUGCAGCCACUGGAUGAGGUCUUUCAGUGUAAUUUUGGCCCAAACUAUCACCCUACAUUUGAAGUGUUUCUGAAUGUUAGCAUUGAGGAGGUCAGGCUUGGUCUUCUGGAUUCAAAUAAUAGAGGGAAAGAAGUGUGGAAGCAACGACGAGUUCUUCUCUCAGCGGCCACCUGUGGAGAGAGAGAGCAGAACGAGAGUGAAUCAUUGAAGAGCAAACUGUGA
Molecule: messenger RNA, 3602 nt
Organism: Paramisgurnus dabryanus
Lineage: Eukaryota; Metazoa; Chordata; Actinopteri; Cypriniformes; Cobitidae
Product: NACHT, LRR and PYD domains-containing protein 1 homolog
Cellular component (GO): cytoplasm
Source: RefSeq, a predicted model, not a curated record